UAAACCAUUAUAGAUUGUCAAAAUGGGGCGGAGAUCAACAUCAUCCACCAAGAGUGGAAAAUUUAUGAACCCUACUGAACAAGCUCGAAAGGAAGCCCGGAAGAGAGAAUUGAAGAAGAACAAAAAACAGCGCAUGAUGGUUCGGGCUGCAGUGUUGAAGAUGAAGGAUCCCAAACAAAUUAUCCGGGACAUGGAGAAAUUGGAUGAGAUGGAGUUUAACCCUGUGCAGCAACCACAGUUAAAUGAGAAAGUCCUGAAAGAUAAACGUAAAAAGCUUCGUGAAACCUUUGAACGUAUCCUACGACUUUAUGAGAAAGAGAAUCCAGAUAUUUACAAAGAAUUGCGAAAGCUAGAAGUAGAAUAUGAGCAGAAAAGGGCUCAACUUAGCCAAUAUUUUGAUGCUGUCAAGAAUGCUCAGCACGUAGAAGUAGAGAGUAUUCCUUUGCCGGAUAUGCCGCACGCUCCUUCCAACAUCUUAAUCCAGGACAUUCCACUUCCUGGUGCCCAGCCGCCCUCCAUCCUUAAGAAGACCUCAGCGUAUGGACCUCCAACUCGAGCAGUUUCUAUCCUUCCUCUUCUUGGACAUGGUGUUCCACGCCUGCCCCCUGGCAGGAAACCUCCAGGUCCUCCACCUGGUCCACCACCUCCCCAAGUCUUGCAGAUGUACGGCCGUAAAGUGGGCUUUGCUCUUGAUCUUCCUCCUCGGAGGCGAGAUGAAGACAUGUUGUACAGUCCUGAUCUUGCACAGCGUGGUCACGACGAUGACGUUUCCAGCACCAGUGAAGAUGAUGGCUACCCUGAGGACAUGGAUCAGGACAAGCAUGAUGACAGUACUGAGGACAGUGACACAGACCGGUCAGAUGGAGAGAGUGAGGGGGACGAGUUUGUGCACCGUGACGAUAACGAGCGGGACAACCCCGAGGAAAAGAAGGCAGGUCUGAGUGUACGAUUUGCAGAUAUGCCUGGAAAAUCAAGGAAGAAAAAGAAGAACAUGAAGGAGCUGACUCCUCUACAAGCCAUGAUGCUGCGAAUGGCAGGUCAGGAAAUCCCUGAAGAGGGACGGGAAGUAGAGGAAUUUUCAGAGGACGACGAUGAUGAUGACUCUGAUGAUUCUGAAGCAGAAAAGCAAUCACAGAAACAGCAUAAAGAAGAUUCUCAUUCUGAUGGCACGUCUGCUGCUGCUUCACAGCAGCAGGCGCCCCCACAGUCCGUUCCUCCCUCUCAGAUUCAGGCACCUCCGAUGCCAGGACCACCACCUCUUGGACCACCACCUGCCCCACCUUUACGGCCUCCUGGACCGCCUACAGGUCUUCCUCCCGGACCACCUCCAGGGGCUCCUCCGUUCCUGAGACCACCUGGGAUGCCAGGACUCCGAGGGCCUUUGCCACGCCUUUUGCCUCCAGGACCUCCACCAGGCCGACCCCCUGGGCCUCCCCCUGGGCCACCUCCAGGGCUGCCUCCUGGCCCUCCUCCUCGGGGACCCCCACCCAGGCUACCUCCCCCAGCACCUCCAGGCAUCCCUCCGCCCCGUCCUGGCAUGAUGCGCCCACCUCUGGUGCCUCCUCUUGGACCUGCCCCACCUGGGCUUUUCCCACCAGCUCCCUUGCCCAACCCAGGGGUGUUGAGUGCCCCACCCAACUUGAUUCAGCGACCCAAGGCAGAUGACACGAGUGCAGCUACUAUUGAGAAGAAAGCCACAGCAACCAUCAGUGCCAAGCCACAGAUCACUAAUCCCAAGGCAGAGAUUACUCGAUUUGUGCCCACUGCGUUGAGGGUACGGCGGGAGAAUAAAGGGGCCACUGCUGCUCCCCAAAGAAAGCCAGAGGAUGAUUCUGCUGUGCCUCUUGCCAAAGCAGCCCCCAAAUCUGGUCCUUCUGUUCCUGUCUCAGUACAAACUAAAGAUGAUGUUUAUGAAGCUUUCAUGAAGGAGAUGGAAGGGUUACUGUGACAGGUUCUGACGCCGAAACAGGCUUCUGUUCACAGCCGCACUUCAUGGAGCAAGACACUCAUUAAAGCUUAGGU
This is a messenger RNA of Cavia porcellus (domestic guinea pig), 2022 nucleotides long. Its product is annotated as WW domain-binding protein 11-like. The transcript has a single exon. Gene Ontology annotation, biological process: RNA processing. Gene Ontology annotation, cellular component: spliceosomal complex. The record is from RefSeq and is a predicted model, not a curated record. Lineage: Eukaryota; Metazoa; Chordata; Mammalia; Rodentia; Caviidae. The coding region runs from base 23 to 1948 and encodes 641 amino acids.